Messenger RNA from Monopterus albus (swamp eel), 963 nucleotides. Its product is annotated as mesothelin-like protein. The coding region runs from base 128 to 619 and encodes 163 amino acids. Lineage: Eukaryota; Metazoa; Chordata; Actinopteri; Synbranchiformes; Synbranchidae. The record is from RefSeq and is a predicted model, not a curated record. The transcript is spliced from 4 exons.
CCUAGAUCUGGUCAACUGCACCGCAGAGCAAAGUAAAGUGCUGUUCAAUGCUGCCAGAGCAGCAUUUCCCAUAAACACUCGCUCAGUUGCUGAUGACGUGACCUCCUUCCAGCUAACAAAAUCUUACAUGAAGGGUGCAGAUUUAGACUAUGUCCAAAGUCUGGUGGGCUCCAAUGUCAACAUGGACUUGGGUACCUUCAUCACAAUGGAUCCCAGCGUUGUACUGAGCCUGACUGUAAAUCAAGUUAAAGAUCUUCUUGGCAAAAACCUGCCAACGUUGAAGAGAUAUGAGAACCAACCACUGGUACAGAACUGGAUUCGAAUGCAGUACCAGUCACAGCUUGACCAACUGAACCUGGGGCUGGUGGGCGGUCGGGCUGACCCCACCAACACCUCUCCUGCUACUGUAACCAACAACCCCUCAGCAUCAGCAUCAGCAUCAGCAUCUACUUCCAUGUCUGGAGCCACCACUUCUGGAACCACCAUUUCUGGAGCUACCACCAACAGCACAACCAUUUCUACCACCAAAGGCAGCGGUACCCGCAUCCAAGCAGACGCUGGCUUCUCUCUCUUUAUUCUCAUGGUGUUCUUCGUCACAUGUCAGCACAGUCUAAUGUGAGCAGGACUCACAUGACUGAUUAGUGAGAUUCACAGUCCACAGUGGUGAAGUGGAAAAGAGGAUGUCAUAAUGUGAUGUAAAUAUAAACCAGUACUGUCAGGAUUACCCAAAAUCAGUGGCAUAGAACUUAUUAUGAACAAUUUCAUGUGCAAUAACAACACAAUAGAUGUAGACAAUGCAUCUUGUUUAGCUACUGUAUGCAUGUAUGUAUGCACACGCACAAAGCACUUAUUUUUAUGGGCUUAUCUGCUUUGUCUUUCUCCUGGUGGUUCAUUUGAAUGGAAAAAUGAAGGUGACAAUUUAUGCUGUAAUCUAUUGACCUAAAAAAGGCAUUUGACACAAUC